GUGAGCCGCUGUCCUGCAAGUGAAGGAAAACAAGCAAAGAGAGGAGACGUCCCGGAGUUCCCUCUGCCCCCCAGUCACCAGUCAAUGCCACCGGCGGUGGCCCCGGAGCCCCAGUCUCCAGGAUGUCCCAGCUCUCCUCCCCGCUGAAGCGCUAUGGAGACACGUCCCACUACCCUGCCGUCUACAGUAAAUCCCCCAUCAUCUACGGCUCCUACUCCUCCUACGGCUCUAGCUUCGCCACCUCUUACCCAGACAAGGACAGGGUCAGCUUCAAGCCGAGCCCCCCCAGCAGCUACUUGGCCUCCGGCCAGCUGCAAACCUCGGGCGCCUCCCCGAGCAGUAGCUACGAUGCGGGCCAGCUGGCGCUGCGCCCAGAGUCCAGCAUCCAGCUGAGCCCGGGCUAUGGCCACACACUAGCCAGGCCUCUGGGCAUUGGGGGCCUGAGCAGGGGAGCAUGCUACCCCUUCACCGGUACGUCCAUCAGCCCCACCAGCUACAUGGCGACACUGUCCGUGCUCAGCCACAAGAAGUCCAGCAGCCACUCGGACCUGAAACAGGAGUUCACCAGGCUGCACGCCUCCGAACCUUACCGCCUGGACUUACCCCCCCACACCCCACUCCUUGCCCGCAACCGCCAGGAGCUCUGCGCCCUGCAGAGCCUGUAUCAGGCCGCCAGCCACUCCGAGUACGUCAAGGAGUACCUGGAGUCCUGCAGCAGGAAGGGCAGCCGCACCCCCGGCUGCCCCCGCAGUCCCACCAAGAAGCAAUCACCCUAUGUUCCGGCCCAGCAGCCGCUGCGCCAGCCAGCCGUGGGAGAGGAGUGAGAGCCGGACAGACUCCCCAGCGAGGGACCCCUCGAACUCCAAGACGGUGCAGGGUCUGACCGGCCUCCGUAACCUUGGAACACG
Messenger RNA from Gopherus evgoodei (Goodes thornscrub tortoise), 908 nucleotides. Its product is annotated as ubiquitin carboxyl-terminal hydrolase 2-like. The record is from RefSeq and is a predicted model, not a curated record. Lineage: Eukaryota; Metazoa; Chordata; Testudines; Testudinidae.